AUGCGGAUUGGAGUACAGCUGUUGAAGCGCAUGCCAAUGGACUUCGAGCCAAGUGAAACCAUCGCAAGAGUGAAAUCCAAGCUGGAGUCCAUCUUUUUAGACCAGCUGAAGAAACAAGGCGAGGAGGACGUCGAUGAGGUGGAUGUGACGCUGGUCUUCGAAGGCGAAGUCUUAGAGGAGGAGCAGACCUUGGCCUCGGCCGGGCUGGUGGAGAACUCCACCCUCGUGGUGCUCUCGCGCACGCUGGCGGAGGUGCAUGGGAAGCACAGCGGGGUCUUUUCUGUGAGGAAGGCCUUCGAAGAGCUGGCGCAGAGUGGGCACACUGGGCCCGAAGCAGAGAUCCAGGCCCUGAAAACUGCUCCGCCCUUUAGCAUCUUCUGCAACCUCCAGGAGUUGGGAGAGCUGGGUGCCGGUUGGGUUCUAUUCUUCCACUUCGUGCGCUUUCUGGGCAUUUUGUGCUUGUUCCUCUUCUGUUUGCAGUUGCCCAGCUUUUUGGUCUUUCGAUCCUUUCCAGAAGAGGCCCUGGAGAGCUGGAGGAACUUCACACAUACCAAGAGGGAUCGGCCCAUUCGUUGGGACUACAUCACUGCCGGCAACACGGGGCCCCAGGGCGCCGACUCCUCGUGGCCCUGGCUGUGUGCUCUGGUCAGCGCAUUAACCAUGCUGGUGAUCUUGCCCCAAUAUGCAAGGUGGCAACAUCGGCUCCGCGAGACCCUGGACCGACGACAGGUCGAUCCCGACGACUUCGCGCUGUUCCUCGACGGCCUCCCCUCAGAUGCCAGGGACGAGGACGAGAUCAAGGCCUUCGUGGAGCAACAUGGGCGUGCUGGAGAGCACACAGAGGUCGUGAUGGUGGUCAUCGCCUAUGACAUGGAGGUCUUUCAGACAAUGCUGAGUGAUAUCAAAGAAGCCAAAGAGGAGCUGGCAGCUUGUGGCUCUUCCGCCCCGGAGCGAGGCGCCUUGCUCGAGCGGCUCAAGGAACUGCGCAGACCCUUUAGGUCCUCCGAGGCCCUCCGGUCAGUGCUGCCCUGCACAGGACAAGCCGUGGUCAUCUUGAGAUCUCAAGAAGAUCAUCGAGAGGUCUUGGAGCAAUGGGACAACACCUUUGAGUGGCUCAUGAACCUCACCCAGUGCCUGAAGAUCAAUAGUCGCACUACACGGUUUCGCAAGAGGCACGUGGUGCGGAUCACACGCGCAGCGAACCCUCGGACAUCUUGUGGGAGAAUUUGA
This is a messenger RNA of Durusdinium trenchii, 1230 nucleotides long. Lineage: Eukaryota; Dinophyceae; Suessiales; Symbiodiniaceae. The record is from the annotation of a GenBank genome assembly.